Messenger RNA from Anthonomus grandis grandis, 2425 nucleotides. It is a transcript of the gene Cad96Cb, whose product is annotated as cadherin-89D. Gene Ontology annotation, molecular function: calcium ion binding. Lineage: Eukaryota; Metazoa; Arthropoda; Insecta; Coleoptera; Curculionidae. The record is from RefSeq and is a predicted model, not a curated record. Gene Ontology annotation, cellular component: plasma membrane. The transcript has 11 exons. Gene Ontology annotation, biological process: homophilic cell-cell adhesion. Bases 172 to 2310 code for a protein of 712 amino acids.
UAGUCGCAGCAGGUGGAAUCGUUAAGCCGUAAAAAAAAAUCGCGGUCUCGUUAGUUAUUGUUGGUUUAACGCUAGUACUAGUUUAUAGUGUUUUGAUUUUAUUUUUACAAUAGUUUAGAAAUAGUGUCAAAAAAAGCUUGAGGCAUAUGGUUUUUUGAUGCAAUGUAGGCGAUGGCAAAUUGGCAAAACCGCCUAAAAAAACACCGAUGGCUUUUCCUUCUAUUAUUAAAAUGCUCAUUUUCUAAAAUUCACGCAAUCCAAGACAACCGGUGCUACUUGGAAAACGGCGGUUCUUCGGAAACCUUUUUCGUGCCGGAAGACCUUCAGGUAGGAGACACCAUUGGUAGGAUCCGAGUGGUGGGUGACCCCAGACCCUUAGUAGGUUCCAUAGUGUUAAAACUUAAAGAACCCGACAGUCCUGUGGAUAUUGCUGAGGGAUCCAAGAACUUAACCUUAAAGAAACCUUUGGACAAAGAAGGCAUCGAUGGCCCGUCGAGUGUCUUUGUCAGCCUCAUAUGCGAAAAAAUUGGAACUUUAGAUCCAGGAUUCGUGAUACCUGUGAAUAUCAGGGUUACAGAUGCCAACGAUAACGCCCCAGUUUUCAUUAACGCCCCGUAUAUCCUCAACAUAUCAGAGGUAACAGUGGUGGGCACCAGGGUCCUACAGGGGGUACAUGCCAUAGAUAAUGACCAACAAGGACCCUUUUCCAGUGUCAGAUACUCCGUGCUUCCCGGUCCGAACUCGGACUAUUUCGAGUUUGAAAACGAGCUCGAAGGCACGUUGGUCCUCAAGAAGCCGUUGGACUACGAAAGUUUAAAAAGCUUCGAUGUGAACAUCAGAGCUCAGGACCACGGUGACCCACCUAAAUAUGCUGACACGGUGCUUACUGUGCAUGUUAUUGAUGCUGACGAUCAGAAUCCCAGAUUCCUGGAUGAUCGAUACACAGCAACGAUCUACGAACCCGCAAUCAAAGAUACCCCGUUAAAGAUAAAACCCAGAGAGAUAAGGGCCUUUGACCAAGACGAGGGCAUCAACGCCCCAGUGUACUACGCCUGGAAUGGAGUGGGUGCCGAAUAUUCACUUUUCAAGUUGGAUAGGCAAACUUCGAGAAUAAUUUUGGAUAAGAACUUGACCGAUCAGGACCUGCAGACUCCUGCUAUUUUAGUUAUUAGGGCCACUCAGCAAGAUAAUCCGGACAGGUAUGCCCUAGCGACCCUGACCGUAACCCGUUCUUCAAUAAAAGGCAUCCGAUUCCUCCACUCGGUAUUCAACUUUAGAGUCUCGGAGUCUUCACAGAUCGGCACCGUAAUCGGGACAUUGGCCAACAACAGACCGGGCCAUCACCUGAAGUACUUCGUAUCGGACCAAAGCGUCCUGAAAACCUUCGCCCUUAAUACUUUGGGCGACUUAUCGCUGAAAAACAAACUCGACUAUGAAACAAAAACGGAAUUCGUUUUUAAAGUUUUCGCUACCGAUGGAAAAACCAACGACUCCAGUAUCGUAAAUAUAACCGUGGAAAACGUGAACGAAUGGGAGCCAAGGUUCCGAUACCCUCACUACGAAUUCUUCGCCAACGUAAACGGAGCGCUCCAUGACCUCGUGGGGAGAAUAGAGGCGGCUGACGGUGACCGUGGCGACAAACUCACCCUGACACUCAGCGGACCGGAUUCACAUUUAUUCUUUGUCACUCCUAACGGGGAAUUAAGACUUAGAAAUGUCAGAGAUCUUCGGGGUAGCACAGCUACGCUCACAGCUACGGCAACGGAUAGCGGAGAUCCUCCGAAGAAAACUAGCGUGCCUAUAACUGUACACUUUCCCACUUCGAGUGGAGAUAUCGAGACGGAACCAUCAUCGGCUAGUAGAGGUACUAGUGGGGCACCAAUACUGCUGGCCAGUCUGGGAGCCGUUUUGCUACUUUUGACUUGUAUAGUCGCCAUACUUGUAGCUUAUAUUUGUAAAGUUAAAAAGUCCUCGUCUACCGCACCUUCGCCCCUACCGUCAGAAGACAAGCCUCUGCAAAAACGCGAGGUGAACAACCCGAUGUUUGGUGGUCGGGCUGCUGGUGGUACCGCGGUAGCACUGGGCGGGAUACCCAGCGAACCCAAGUCGAGAAUACCGAGUCCCAAGGUUCAUCCAGCCCCUCAACCGCCCGGCGGUAUAAAUGUCCUUUGGCCUUCCGCCGCCGGAGCGAGAGUAAAGAAGUUGAGCUGGGGAGACGAUAAGACUGAAUCAGAAAGCAUGGAAAACCUAAGCGCCAUCGAUUCGACUCCGAAGGUCCUAGAGAGCAGCAACCUCACUGUAUAUUUCUAAUUUAUUAUUAAAUGUAUCAUACUGUAUUUAAUUGUAGAUUAACGUUUUCAAAAAAAAAAAACGGGCCGGCAGUUGCAUAUUUAUACCUUAAUAAAUCAUACUUUAGUGAGUAAAU